Molecule: messenger RNA, 1476 nt
Organism: Delphinapterus leucas (beluga whale)
Lineage: Eukaryota; Metazoa; Chordata; Mammalia; Artiodactyla; Monodontidae
Source: RefSeq, a predicted model, not a curated record
AUGCAACAACAGCUUCAAGCGGCCCACCCUCUGGACACCCCACAUCUUCCAUGGGAGCUGCCUCCAGGACUCUCAGAAAAUAUCAAUAUGACUUUCCUCAACGGGGUGUUUAAAAAUGUGGGAGGAGUGGCCGAAAUAUUUGACUGCCUGGGCUCUCACUUCACCUGGCUGCAGGAUGUCUUCACCAACUUCCCCGCACUGCUCCAGUUCGUGAAUGGUAUGAAGUGUGUGGCUGGUCUCUGCCCCCGGGACUUCGAAGACUACGGCUGUGCCUGCAGGUUUGAGAUGGAAGGGCUGCCUGUGGACGAGUCUGACAGCUGCUGCUUCCAGCAUCGCAGGUGUUACGAGCAGGCUGCUGAGAUCGACUGUCUGCAAGACCCCGCCAAGCUUAGCACAGAUGUCAACUGUGUCAGCAAGAGUAUCACCUGUGAGUCCGGGGACGCUUGUGAGCACCUGCUGUGUACCUGUGACAAGGCUGCCAUAGAGUGCUUGGCUCAGUCCAAUAUCAACUCUUCCCUGAACCUUCUGGACACGUCCUUCUGUCUGGCUCAGCCUCCAGGUAGGAAGAUCCAGGCCCUGCAUCAGCAGUGGGGAUGGCGAUCUGCGGCAGGAGCUGAGACAACCAGCAAGAAAGAGCUGCUGACACUUCUGCCCAGAGUGGUUCCUGUGGAGCCCACGGACUCCAGCCUGACGGCCCUCUCAGGAGAAGAUGAACACAGAGGGACCGGGGCAGAACCAGGCCAAGUCCAGGAAGACACACAAGAUGCGAGGGCCACACCUUCUCCAGGGUCUGCAGAGAUUGUUGCCACAGCUAAAGGUGCAACCAUCGUCCCUGCUGGCAUUAAAUCUCUGGGGUUGGCUGUGUCAUCCGUCAGAAGUGGUCCUGAGGAGACAUCUGGAAAAGCCUGUGACAGGUUCACCUUCCUGCACCUGGGAAGCGGGGACAACACUUGGGUGAUGCCACAGCUUGGAGAGAUGCUCUUUUGUCUGACAUCCCGGUGCCCGGAGGAAUUUGAAUCUUAUGGCUGUUACUGUGGGCAGGAAGGAAAAGGCGAGCCAAGGGACGCUCUGGACAGGUGCUGUUUGUCCCAUCACUGCUGCCUGGAGCAGGUGAGAAGGCUGGACUGCCUGCUCGAGAGGCUUCCUCGAUCACCAGUGGUAUGCGUGGAUGGUACCCCCAAAUGUGUAGGCCAGAGCCUGUGUGAGAAGCUGCUUUGUGUCUGUGACCAGACAGCGGCUGAAUGCCUGGCCUCUGCCUUCUACAACCAAAGCCUCAAGUCACCUGGCAGACAGGAGUGCCAGGGCCACCGGCCAUCCUGCGAGGACGGCAGGAUUUCAGCUUCGUCCCUUGGCUCCAGCUCUGAGGAGAGCAGUGUGGAGGCCCCGCCGCCCAGGGAGGGCCUGAGAAGAACCAGAAGAUUCCUGGGGAAGUCCCUUGGUCUCCUGGGGACUAGGCCACAGCGUGGCCCCAGAUAG